Messenger RNA from Leopardus geoffroyi (Geoffroy's cat), 1635 nucleotides. It is a transcript of the gene ZAR1, whose product is annotated as zygote arrest 1. Bases 215 to 1480 code for a protein of 421 amino acids. Gene Ontology annotation, molecular function: mRNA base-pairing post-transcriptional repressor activity. The transcript has 4 exons. Gene Ontology annotation, biological process: translation. The record is from RefSeq and is a predicted model, not a curated record. Gene Ontology annotation, cellular component: cytoplasm. NCBI's taxonomy places the organism in Eukaryota, Metazoa, Chordata, Mammalia, Carnivora, Felidae.
CCAGAUCAUGUCAGGGUGUUUGUGCCGGCCUCCAGGCGUGGUAAAUUUCUACACAGCGAAGGUCAGGGACAGGCCACCUCGGCGCGGACCCGGGGACCCGAGCGGGCGGCGGGAAAGGUGCGGAUGGCCGCGCAGCGCGGAGACAGGCGGUGGGGCCGGCGGCCGGCAGCCUAUUUAGGGCAGAGCGUCUGCGGGAGCGGCCGGGGCUGCGCUUAUGGCUGCCCCGGGGGACGAGGUGCUGGACGGCUACAUGUACCCGGCGUGCGUCCCCUACUCGUACCCGUACCCCUACCCACCCACCGCCAAGGGCAAGGGCGAGGCGGGCGGCUGGCGGCACCGGGGCGGGGGCUACGCUCCCGCGUCCUCCUCCUCGUCGUCCUCCUCUGCCGGGGCGGCCUUGCCGGCUUUCCCGGGCUGCGGGCAGCUGACGGCCGCCGAGUAUUUCGACAGCUACCAGCGGGCGCAGCUCAUGGCCCUCCUGUCGCAGGUGAGCCCGGACCUCGGCCCGCGGCCCCGCAGGGCCAGCAGCCGGGACGUGGCGGUGCAGGUGAACCCGCGCCGCGACGCCUCGGUGCAGUGCUCGCUGGGGCGGCGCACGCUGCUGCGCAGGGUCCGCGACUCCGGCCCCCCGGCCGGGCCCGGCACCGACGGCGCGGCGGGCGCGGGCGGCUCGGGGUCCCCGCAGUCGGCGCGCCGGGGCCCCGAGCAGGGCAGCCCCCCGAGCGGCGCCCCUCGGACCGUGCGCUUCCCGCGCACCGUCGCCGUGUACUCGCCCGUGGCCUCCCGCCGCCUCACCACCUUCCUGGACGGGGCCGACGGCGCGGCGGGGGAGCAGCGGCCCGGGGCGCCCGAGGGAGAGCGAAGGACCCCGCCUCCGAGGCCCCGAGGCCCCGAGGAGGGAGAGGGGUCGGCGAGGAAGGCGCCCCAACGGUCGCAGUCCGAGGAGGAGGAGGGGGACGACGACGCGGCCCAGGCCGCGGUGCGGGAGAGCUGGGAGCCGCCGGGCGCCGGGCUGCAGCCGCGGGAGGCCCGGGGUGACGAGGCGGCCCCGCGCCGCGCGCCCAGGGGUCCGGAGCAGUCCUCGCCGGUGGGGCAGGCCCGGGACGCCGCGGGCCAGAGGUCGUCGCCGCGGGGCCCCGAGCAGGCCAAGGAGAGGCCGCGCUUCCAGUUCUUAGAGCAGAAGUAUGGCUACUAUCACUGCAAGGAUUGCAACAUCCGAUGGGAAAGUGCCUACGUGUGGUGUGUGCAGGGCACCAACAAGGUUUACUUCAAGCAGUUCUGCAGAACUUGUCAGAAGUCUUAUAACCCUUACCGAGUGGAGGAUAUCACGUGUCAAAGUUGUAAACAGACUAGAUGCUCCUGCCCUGUAAAACUCCGCCACGUUGACCCUAAGAGGCCCCACCGUCAAGAUUUGUGUGGGAGAUGCAAGGGCAAACGCCUAUCCUGUGACAGCACUUUCAGCUUCAAAUACAUCAUUUAAAUGAAUGUAAACGGAUGGGCCAACUUGAACGUGAGCUAGUGAAGCAGACACGUUAGCUUUUUUCCGUGCUCCUUCCUUAUGCCUCUCCUUCUCAAAAUACUUCACGAAAGGCUGUAUUUUUGACAUAGCCUUCAAAUAAAAGUAUUGCAAAACAA